This is a messenger RNA of Aspergillus nomiae NRRL 13137, 381 nucleotides long. RefSeq names its product ankyrin repeat domain-containing protein. Bases 1 to 381 code for a protein of 126 amino acids. The transcript has a single exon. Lineage: Eukaryota; Fungi; Ascomycota; Eurotiomycetes; Eurotiales; Aspergillaceae. Gene Ontology annotation, molecular function: protein binding. The record is from RefSeq and is a predicted model, not a curated record.
AUGACCGCGCUGCAGUAUGCCAUCUACCUUGGUCAGGAGGAUAAAGCUCGACUCCUACUGAAAAGAUGCGAUCCGAAUGCCGGAGAUGAAGAGGGACAGACGGCAUUCCAUUAUGCCGUUCGGUCUAGCAGAGCCAGCCUGGGUUUUAUACAGCUGGUAGUCGAGGCAGGUGCGGAUCUGCACAAAGAGGAUCAUAGUUCAAAAACACCAUUGCACAACGCGGCUCAGGGUAGAGGACGAGAGGUGGCCAGUUUUCUGGUCGAGCAAGCAACAAAUUACGCCAAUCGCUACCAGGAACUGGAGAAAGAUGUUAAAAAGGGAACUGUUGCAGAAAGUCCUGCCAACACCGAAAUUGAGUUGGAUUUUCGGAAAAUGGACUAG